AUGAGCGCGUCUACCUGUGUGCUCGUGGAGAUGGGCGAGGAGGACCCGAUCAUCUCUGUCGCCCAGCUGAUGGCGGGCCUGAUCGGCGAUGCUGACGGCAAGGUAGUGAAGGAGUGCGAGUCCCUGCUCGAGGCUGGAAAGUUCACCGAGGUCGUUGCCAAGAUCAUGGCGCACGGCGGUAAGCUGUUCGCCGAUGCCCCAGAGAAGGAUCUCGAGGCUGCGGUCCUCAUCAUCGGUGGCCUCGCCCAGAGGCUCUCGCCCGCAGACGCCGCCAAGUGCGUCGACCAGCUCGUUGCCGCGGCGCUCGCCGGCACGGAUCGCGGCUCCCUUCGCGCCGCAAUCCUGUUCCAGCUGUACAAUAUGACUACCGACAUCAAGGCCCGCUUCCCCAUCCUGAAGAAGAUCCUCGGGUACGUGAGGGAGGCCAAGCUCGCCGAGCUCGUCGCGCCAAUCUCGCACCACGUCGAGGACAACUACAAGUCCUGGAACCUUGACGCCGCCGAGACCCGCGCGGUGCUCAGCGAUGUCUUCACCAUGCUCGCCGAGACCUCCGGCAACUCUGAUCCCAACUCCACCGAGGCUAAGCGCAUCCUCGACCUUCAGCUCCUGUUCCUCGCUACCUUCUCGGCGGGCGAAAAGCUCGACGCGAAGGGUGAGGAGGUUGCCAAGGCGGUGGUGACCUCGUUCGUGAAGGCGACCGACAUGACGUUCAGGUGCGAUCUACUGGGGUCCCCUGCGGUGCAGGCGCUGGAGGGUACCAAGUCCUCCGGAGCCCUGAAGCUGCUCACGACGAUGCUCACCGGGAAUGGCGUUGCUGAGUUCGCCGCGUUUGCCAAGUCCAACGGGGCUGUGUUCAAGGAUCUCGGCCUGGACGAGGCGGAGUGCCUGGGCAAGAUGAAGCUCCUGGCGCUAUGCGCGCUCGCGGAAAAGAGCGCAGAGGGUGAGUUCACAUACGCGCAGGUCGCCGAGGCUCUUCAGUGUGGCGAGGGUGAGGUUGAGAGUUGGAUCGUCAGGGCGAUCGGCGCGAGGCUCGUGGAGGCCAAGAUGGACCAGGUGCGCGGCGUGGCGGUGGUGACCAGGGUCAACCACCGGGUGUUUGGCGACGAUCAGUGGAAGGAACUCAAGUCCAAGCUCGCGAGCUGGAGGGAGAACCUUGACGCGGUGGCCAACAUGACUGCCCCACAGAUCGAGGCUUGAGGAUAAUAGACCAAUUUUAUCACAGCAUAGUUGCAACAAAGAGACGAUUCAUCGUUCA
This is a messenger RNA of Micromonas commoda, 1255 nucleotides long. RefSeq lists its product with no specific name. NCBI's taxonomy places the organism in Eukaryota, Viridiplantae, Chlorophyta, Mamiellophyceae, Mamiellales, Mamiellaceae. The transcript has a single exon. Bases 1 to 1197 code for a protein of 398 amino acids. Gene Ontology annotation, biological process: cytoplasmic translational initiation. The record is from RefSeq and is a predicted model, not a curated record. Gene Ontology annotation, cellular component: eukaryotic translation initiation factor 3 complex.